Messenger RNA from Colletotrichum destructivum, 1304 nucleotides. Its product is annotated as Putative short-chain dehydrogenase/reductase SDR, NAD(P)-binding domain superfamily. The record is from RefSeq and is a predicted model, not a curated record. The transcript is spliced from 5 exons. Bases 283 to 1098 code for a protein of 271 amino acids. Gene Ontology annotation, molecular function: oxidoreductase activity, acting on the CH-OH group of donors, NAD or NADP as acceptor. NCBI's taxonomy places the organism in Eukaryota, Fungi, Ascomycota, Sordariomycetes, Glomerellales, Glomerellaceae.
AAGCAACUUUUUUGCGACAUCCUCUGUGAGGUUCCAAAAGAUUAACAAUCAGAACUACCAAAAGUACGUUGACCAAAGACCAUUGCGUCGUGGACAUGUGGACGGAAGACGAAUGCCAAAUGUGUAUUUAAUACACAAGUCUCUCAAGCCGAACAAGUCAACAACCAUCACUCGAGACGGUCGCCAUCAACGAAAACAUUCAUUGCAGAAAUUCGUUUUAGCUGAACGCAGAAACCUUCCUUUUCAAACAACCCAAUCGAAAACCAUUGCAAGACUUUAAACAUGCCUUCUUACCUCGUAACUGGGGUGAACCGUGGCAUUGGUUGGGCGUUCCUCCGUAACAUCUCGGAUGACCCCAACAACACCAUCAUCGGCACCGUCCGCGACAAGGCAUCCGCCGAGAAGAAAAUCGCCGACGAGCUUGGGGGCCGAUCCAACAUUCACAUUGUCGAGGUCGAAUUGACAAGCUACGAGAGCAUCCAGAAAUCCGUCGAUGUUGUGUCGCAGAUCACCGGCGGCAAGCUCGACUACAUCAUCGCUAAUGCAGCCUACGUCUCAGACUGGAAGGCAUUCGAGCCCAUUGGAAAACUGGGAGACCACCCCAAAGAGCUCGAGGACGACCUCCUGCAGGCCUUCAAGGUCAACGUCGUCGGAAACGUCCACCUCUUCAACCUUUAUAUCCCGCUUGUCCUCCAGAGCGACGUCAAGAAGGUCAUCACCAUCAGCUCAGGCAUGGCGGACAUCGACCUGAUCAAUCAAUACCGGCUCUACAACUUGACCCCCUACUCCAUCAGCAAGGGAGCCGUGAACAUCGCCGUCAGCAAGUUCCACGCCCAGUACGCCGCGGACGGGGUGCUGUUCAUGGGCAUCUGUCCCGGGAUAGUCGAAACGGGGCACAACAGCUACUUAGUGCAGCCAGACCAGCUGGAGGGUGCUCAGAAGGUAGCUGCGAUUUUCAACGAGUAUGCGCCCGGUGCAGUCUCCCGGGCUCCGGAGGACUCCGUCAAGGACGUUAUGAAGGUCAUCUACGAAUCCAGUCUCGAGAACGGUCGUGGAGGUGCCUACAUUUCUCACCUGGGCUCCAAGAGAUGGCUGUGAACUGUGGAGCAGGGGAUAUAACGCGGACCCGCGAGACGGGAGUGUUCGCACCCAAAGUCAUCUCUCCAUGCUGAUCUGCCUUCAAACUCGAGACAGCUACUAUUGUGCUUGUGUUCUUGAUCUCGGCGGCUUAGAAGGCCAAGGUUGCGCGUGGCACUUCUUGUCGAAGUUGACCUGUAUGUAGAGAUGCCGUCAGCAAUCCAGAC